Messenger RNA from Schizophyllum commune H4-8, 1102 nucleotides. RefSeq lists its product as uncharacterized. NCBI's taxonomy places the organism in Eukaryota, Fungi, Basidiomycota, Agaricomycetes, Agaricales, Schizophyllaceae. The coding region runs from base 294 to 857 and encodes 187 amino acids. The record is from RefSeq and is a predicted model, not a curated record. The transcript has 4 exons.
GCCCAGGAUGCCAGUCAAUGACUGCCGGUGACGAUUACUGCCCAUUCUCCCCCGCACAGGCACCUUUAUGGACAUGUCUGACAGCCCAACAACCCUUCCUCGUUUUACUCCCGCCUUUGAAAUGUGCAUAACAACGCACCCGUUAUGCAACUCUCGAUCACGUCCGAGCAUGCCAAUACAAAAAGCACAGCUCCCUCUUUUCUUUCUGUCCGUUACGUCCAUUCGCCACCCCUACCCACCCUCUUCCCUCGUCCAAACCCUCAUCCCGGUUGUCGCGCGCUAGCCAACGAACAAUGCUCCUCUCCGCCGUCGUCCUGCCAACGAUCGUCUCACUCGCGCUAGCCGUGCCGCGUCCGAGACAGGAUUUCUGCGACAUGCGGGCCUGCUUGAACGACCUGCGCAUACCCGAUUUGCCCGGCUGCAUGGCGCUGGCGGCGGAUGAGAAUGCCCCAUCUUCAUCGGAAGUCCUCGUCGAGCAAGUGCUUUGUUUGCGCAGCGCGUAUUCGUUGUUCGAGUAUGCUUCCUCCGCGUGUGAGCCCUGCAUGGAAGCGCUCGGGAUACCCGACCUCGACGUCGACGCCUCAGAGCCCAUAAAAGCGUGGCCUUCCAUUAUCGCCCCCUCCGACGUGGACCAUCCCUUGUACGCAGCGAUGGCAGCGGAGGCGUCGCUCUUCCGCGCCGAGGACCAACUCACGAAGCAGGAAGCGCUGGACGCCGAGCGAGAGUGGCGGAGAUUGCGAGCAGUGUUCAACCCAGGAGAGCGAGCACUUUCAGCGGCGCAGGCGAAGGCUGAUCGCCCGCAAAUGGGGCACCUUUUGAGGGACGUUCUGUCUUUUGGGAUCGAGCAUUGGUGGUGAUGUACGGGAACGAAAUGAAUGAUGAUCAAUGACCACCGAUGGAGUCGCUAUGGCUGGCCGAGUCGCGAGUUCGCCAGGUCGGGGACAUUUCGUACGAGCUGCUGGUCAACUUAUUGCAUCCACCAUCUCUAUUUAUCUUACUGCUACGUCUAUUCAGAUUGCUACAUCGAAACCACGAAUUAGUGCAAUAAAUCAAGUCAAAGCCAGGAUGGGGUCUAGAGAAUGAUGAACGGCUUCACUUCCAC